This is a messenger RNA of Colias croceus (clouded yellow), 4285 nucleotides long. Its product is annotated as GATOR complex protein NPRL2-like. The transcript has 8 exons. Gene Ontology annotation, molecular function: GTPase activator activity. Gene Ontology annotation, cellular component: vacuolar membrane; GATOR1 complex. Lineage: Eukaryota; Metazoa; Arthropoda; Insecta; Lepidoptera; Pieridae. The record is from RefSeq and is a predicted model, not a curated record. Gene Ontology annotation, biological process: negative regulation of TORC1 signaling; positive regulation of autophagy; cellular response to amino acid starvation. The coding region runs from base 465 to 1661 and encodes 398 amino acids.
AACUCAAAAGUCAUAAGAGUGCUCGAUUGUGCGAAGCGUUGCUGUAGUUGGAACAUUCAACGUUAAGCAUUAUGCCGCAUAAUGCGCUCUAGUGCUGUAAUUGGAAAACACGGUGUAUGUAUAAAUUACACUACAUAUUAUAUUAAAUAUUAUAUUUCAUACUCAGAUAUACAAUCUGUAGAAAUUUAAAAAAAAAAACUUCUUUGACAUAGAUAACGUAUUACGUCAAAGUCAGUAAUUGUCAAAACAAUGUAUUUACGUCAAACACUGUUGACUGUUACAAAAACUCAAAAACUUCAGUUUAUUGUGGAAUGUACGUAGGAGAGCAUAUUGUGUUGUUCUGAGUUAGCUUCUGCUAUUUACGAAACAUUUAAUUCAUAAUAAAAGUGUAAUUUAACUUCUCUCGUUUGUCAUGUAAAUUAAACAAUACGUGUGAUUAUUUACUCUUGUGAUUGCUUUCAAAAAUGGAUGGAAAUUCAAAGUUUUACGAGGGCUGCGGACAAGAAGGCCCGAUUCGGUGCAUAUUCUUAUGUGAAUUCCACCCAACAGCUGGUCCACGAAUAACAUGCCAAGUACCCGAAGAUUAUAUUUCCAAAGAAAUAUUCGACACAGUUAGCCACUACAUCAUACCAAAAGUGCAGUUGCAGCGAUGCACUUUGACAGUAACUCUACUUGGAUCAAAGAUUUUAGGAUUCCCUGUGCGGAUAGACAAUAAGAAAUAUGCUCGUAAUGCAUACUACUUUAAUCUCUGUUUUGUGUGCGACGCCUGGGCCAGGACAGUGCACUUGGAGCCUCUAGUCAAGAAACUUACUGAAUAUCUUCUAUCAAUGGAAUUGGAAACAGAAUGGCUCUCGAAGCAGUCGCUAUCUGGAGACGCGAAAGCACUCAGCGGACUCAUGAGGCAGGUGAUGCAAGAUAUAAAUAGCAGACGAAUGUGUACACUUACUGUGGGCACGACCACCACGCAUCUGACGGUGGUCCGCGUGAACAGCGACCCGGCGCCCGUGAAGGACCACCAGGUGCCCGUGUUCCUGUACAGCCGCCAGUCGUUUGUCGCUGACCAAUGGGAUCUCACUACUAACCAGAUAUUACCAUACAUUGAUGGGUUCAACCACGUUUCCAAGAUUGCGGCGCUAACUGACGUGGAAAUCAGUCUGGUCAGAGCGUGCGUUCAGAAUUUGGUCUACUAUGGUGUUGUCACGCUGGUGCCCAUCUUUCAGUAUUGUGCGGUGUACAGUGCGACGCCCAAGUUGAGGCAGUUGACGCGAUGUCCAGGCCUGCAGAAACAAUGCGUCGAGUUUUGCGCUAGAUCACCUCGUCAGUUGCCCAAAGUGAGUGACCUUUUCCGCAUGUACGCGGGCAUGACGUACGGCAGCACAGUGCGCGACCUGUGCCGCCGGGUGCGACCGCAAGAACUAGCUAUUAAUGAGAGGAAACUUGUGCUCUUUGGUGUGCUAGAGGGUCUGAUACGGAGAGUUUAUAAGUACCCAGUGACACUCCACAACGACUCAGCCUCGACCCGCAGUGCGCCCAGCGCAUGCGGCCGCUCGUACAACGGGCUCGUGUGUCUCGACGAGCUGUGCUGUACGAGCGGUGUGUCCGUCUCGCUCAUUGAGGAGCAGUUGGAGAGGGACAGCGAUGUUGUGUUCAUUGUGAAGUAGUUUGAAUGUGGGUAGUGCGUCGCAAUUUGGUCGGGUUAUAGUGACUCGCUCAAAGAGGAGAUGGAAUGGGAUAGCGAUGUUGUGUUCAUUGUGAAAUAGUGUACUGAUCGGGUUAUUGUGGGUAGUGCGUAUAGAAACAAAGAAUGGUUAUAAUGAAGGAAGGAUUAUAAUGACUCGCUUACUGAUUAUUAUUAUUACUCGUCCAGUAGUGACAUUAUUGGGUUAUACUGAACAGUCCCUUGAAAGUAGAUUAGGUAAUAGUGUGCUACCAACCAGCACGCGAUUUCAAAGUGUUGUAGUGACGAGAGAUGGUGUUCAUUGUGAAAUAGACCUUUUUAAAUGAUUGGACGAUGUGACGAAAUCGACAAGAGACGUGAAAUAACGUUGUGGUUUUGAAAUGGGCGUUUUAUAGUGACUGGUCCUUUGAGGAACAGAUGGAAAAGGCUCGUUGCUAAAUAGUGAUUUUAAAUGGCCGGAUUAUAGUGACUCGAUCAACGAGCAGUAGAUGGAUAGUCAGUGCGUUGUGUUCAUUGUUAAAUAGUGCUUCUUAUAUUGUAUAAUUAGGUUUAAAAUUUAUGAGACUUUGGAAUUAAAUUGUUAGCGGUAAUCAAGAAUGAGUAGUAAUAGUAGAAGAUAUUAAAAGUGUGGUGUGUAGCUUCCUUGGAAAAUAUACUAGAUAUGAAUUUUUUGUAAAAACAUAGAACAUAUAGUGACAAAAAUAUUAUAUAUAUAGACUUUGGUUAUAAAAGAAGACUUUGUAAUGGAACUUGUGACGUAAACCAAUUAGAAUUUAUUAAAUACGACCAUAAAAAUUAAAAAAAAUUAAUUAGUUAAUACAUAUUGUUAGGACUCUAUUGACCUUUUUUGAAUAUUGAAAAUACAAUUUUUUACAACUAAUACAAAAGAAAUUUUUUGACUUCGAUAUCCAUUGUAUGUGUUAUGAAUUUGUACUAGAUGCAUUGAUUUUUUUACAUUUGUUUAAUAUAAAUAGAUUUAUCGCUAACUGAGAAACUUAAAAUAAUAUUUGAAAGUUUAUUUAAAAAUGUUAAAAGUGCAUAUUAUGUAUUGUGUAAUGUUAUAUGUAUAAGGAAAUAAUGGCAAGGAAACACAAACUAAUCUAAACGAAUUAGUUUAGGCUUGACACAUGCAAUACUGUGUUUCUGCACCAUUAUAAUUAUAAGUCUAUGCUCAAUAUUAGUCGUAAAAUAUUUUUAUAAUUAUCAAAUAUACACUGUGUACAUAAUAAAGGUGCUAUUUCUUAAAUAAAAUAAAUCAUUUAUUUUCACAUAGGUAAUAAUUUUACAAUUCAAAGUGACCCAGGCUCCUAAGAUAGUAAGAACUGUUUCAGGAGCCUGGAAAUGUUCUAAAUUUUAUACAUUUUUACCGAAGACUAAGUCCCACCGAGUCACCUAUAGGGGCAUUCUUUGUUACAUGGGGUUUCUAAACUCUUUUUUGUGUAAUUAUUGUAUAUUCUAGCGCUUAUUUUAUAUAUUUAGUACGUACUUUUUGAUAGAAAUUAAAAUAUUCAUAGUUGUCUUCUGUAUGUAAAAAUUGUUGUGAAAUAUUAGAUUUAAGUUUUUAUUACUGUACCUGAUUAUUUCAAUAGGUACAUUAAAAGUCCCAUUUAAAUAAAUAUGUAAUUUUAGUUUUGUUAUCACUGACUCUAUUUUCCAGAAUUAUAAAAAAUAAAAAUAAUUUAAUUCGCCAAACUGACUUUUUCAUAUUUUUUUUCUAUUAUUAUUUUUCUAUAACCAUAUAACAUUAAUAAAUAAAAAAUACAUUUUUUUAGAUUUAAGUCAUCAUUGUAAAUACAUAUAACUACCAAAAGUGAAACUAAAUAACAUGAUAUUAACUUUUCUGUCUAUGCCUAGUCUAUAUUUAAUUUUUAAUGGCGCCUAGUCAGAACGACGAAUCAAUGCAAAACAAUGUUUUUAUUAAGAAUAGAACUAGAAACUUAAAAGGAAACAUUUUUAACGCACAUUUUUUAAUAACCGCAUUUAUUUAAUAAGAAACAUACCAUUUAGUGUUUGUUUAUAAUACAAAAAUACCUAUAUAUCUUGUUUUUGCAAAAUUAGUAAAAAAUAGUGUCUAUAAAUUUUGUUAUUAUUAUUAGAUGUUAUUUAUAUGUUAGGAACUUAUAUUCUCAAUAUAUUAAUCACUUGUCUUGUAUUCGAUUUAUAUGUAAUUUAAUUCAUUCAAUAUUUAAUAACAUACUUUUUUCAUAUUAUAUAGAAAGUCAAACCUUAAGAGGUUAAAAAUGUUGAAAUUAUUUUUUUCAAAUAGUUACUUUAAUAAUUUUUGAAAACAAAAUGUAACAUAAGAAAAGCCAUACAUAUUUAUUUACUAAAGCUCAUUUUUCAAUAUUUAUAACUAUGUUAAACCUUUACUUUUCAUGAGAUCGCUGUAUUUACUAUAAAUAUGUACUGAAAAAAUAAGAAAAAAUGGCAAAAUUUUAGAUUUAAGUGACUUUAGUAUAAGUGUAUGUAUUUGUAAUCUGUUGUUUAUAUUUUAAGAGAUUAUUGCUUUAACUUGUUAGUCCUAGAUUGAUUUGGAAAUAUAUUGACGUGUAAAGUAUAUUUACAAUGUUUAUUCUUGUUUGUAACUCAAAUAAAUGUUUUUAUUCA